AUGCCACUUGCAAAAGCAAAGGGUGUUGGGGGUUGGGCGGAUGUGGGGAGUGCAGUGGCAUUGGGUGUUGGGGGUUGGGCGGGUGCGGUGGCAUUGGGUGUUGGAGUUGGGGCCUGGUUGAAUUUAUACAUCUGUGGCCCCGCUCAACCCUUCUUCACCCUGAACCCCCUCAAACCAUCCUACGAGAAACUCUGCAUCGGGAUCAAUCACGAGUGCACUCUCUCCAUUCACGACGCCAAAACCACUACCACUGGUAGACGAGCAACCCUCCCGGCACAGUCUGGCUCUGACCUCGGGAGUGCCAAUUAUGUGGUGAAUGUGGGCCUCGGCACUCCCUACAAAGAUUUCUCCCUCAUCUUUGACACUGGUAGCGAUCUUGCAUGGCUCCAAUGUGAGCCGUGCAUUGGCUCUUGCUAAGCUGCAACCGGUAACACCCCGAGAUGCUCCUCCUCGACCUGCGUCUAUGCUCAGUCAUAUGGGGAUGGCUCGUUUUCCUUUGGGUUUUUCGGGAACAACACCCUCGCCCGCCUCACCUUGACAAGCUCAGAUGUGGUGCCCUCCUUCCUGUUUGGGUGCGGCCAAUGCAACAAAGGGCUGUUCGGACGCACCGCCGGCCUACUAGGGCUGGGUCGUGAGAAGCUCUCUUUAGUGUCCCAGACCAGAGGGAAAUAUGGGGCUGUAUUCUUCUAUUGUCUGCCCACUCCAAGCUCCCAGAGGUACCUCACGCUGGGCCCUGAAACAACUGACUUGCAUCAUGGUUCGCUCUCUCCUCAAUUCACACCAUUGUUGACCAACCUGCGAGCUCCCUCCUUGUAUUUUCUGGGUCUCGAGGCAAUCAGCGUGGUGGGUCAUAAGUUGGCAGUGUUUGAGAAUUCAGGCACCCUGAUAGACUCUGGUGCUGUGAUAACUCGUCUGGCCCCUGCAGCUUAUGAAGCGAUGAGAACUGCUUUCCAGAAGUUGACGUCUGAAUACCCUUCAACAGAGCCACUGUCCAUGCUGGAUACAUGCUACAACUUCAGAGGUUAUGAAGAUGUGACCAUCCCAAGUAUAGGCCUGCAUUUUGGGGGGGGAGUUGAGGUGGAUGUGCAUCCGUCAGGCAUCCUGAUUGGGGCAAGCACGGAGCAGGUAUGCUUGGCUUUUGCCAGCAAUGAAGAUAUAAAGGAUGUGGCUAUCAUUGGGACCAUGCAGCAGCAGACACAUAAGGUUGUCUAUGACCUGCCCAAUGCUAGGAUCGGAUUUUCACCUGGAGCUUGUAGCUGAUCUCCUUUUUUUGGCUCGUUUUUGUAUAGGGUACCCGGUAAGGGUGCCUCAAUUGUUGUACACUUUACUUUAAUACGAUGUAAGUGAAUAUUCUCAAAAAACACUAUUCAAACCAGUUUAGUAUAAUUAUGACAGUCAUUGCAUA
Molecule: messenger RNA, 1405 nt
Organism: Amborella trichopoda
Lineage: Eukaryota; Viridiplantae; Streptophyta; Magnoliopsida; Amborellales; Amborellaceae
Source: RefSeq, a predicted model, not a curated record